Messenger RNA from Penicillium maclennaniae, 213 nucleotides. RefSeq lists its product as uncharacterized. The record is from RefSeq and is a predicted model, not a curated record. The coding region runs from base 1 to 213 and encodes 70 amino acids. NCBI's taxonomy places the organism in Eukaryota, Fungi, Ascomycota, Eurotiomycetes, Eurotiales, Aspergillaceae. The transcript has a single exon.
AUGGAUCGCAUCACACCUCCUCUCCCACCUGCAGGUGCUCGAUCAACGGCGGCUCUUGACUGGACAGGAGAACAGCUGAAAUCAUCGAAUGGGGUGAGGCUGAAAAGAGGCUAUCCGCGCGCCGCCAUGGCUUUUACUCUGGAGAAUUCACGACCGAUGGUUAAGCGCCGACAGGGUUGUGGCCCACUUCCCUACAUGCUGGACGACGAAUAG